Messenger RNA from Salvia hispanica, 2921 nucleotides. Its product is annotated as V-type proton ATPase subunit a3. Gene Ontology annotation, biological process: vacuolar acidification; proton transmembrane transport. Gene Ontology annotation, cellular component: vacuolar proton-transporting V-type ATPase, V0 domain; vacuolar proton-transporting V-type ATPase complex. Lineage: Eukaryota; Viridiplantae; Streptophyta; Magnoliopsida; Lamiales; Lamiaceae. The record is from RefSeq and is a predicted model, not a curated record. Gene Ontology annotation, molecular function: ATPase binding; proton-transporting ATPase activity, rotational mechanism.
GUGGAUGUGUUGAUCUAUCAUCUACUGCUCUCUGCAAUUAUUUAUCAUCCAACUCUAGCACGAUUUUCUCUUCUCGAUUUCUAGAGAGAGAGAGAGAUUGAUUCGAUCUGACGGUAGAAGAUGGGGGAGCGGGAAGGGGGAUGUUGUCCGCCGAUGGAUCUGAUGCGCUCGGAGCCGAUGCAGCUCGUGCAACUCAUCAUCCCCAUCGAGUCUGCUCAUCUCGCCGUGUCCUAUCUCGGCGAUCUCGGUCUUAUUCAAUUCAAAGACCUAAAUGCAGAAAAAAGUCCAUUCCAGAGAACAUAUGCCAUUCAGAUUAAAAGAUCUGGAGAAAUGGCACGUAAAUUAAGAUUUUUCCGCGAACAAAUGUCAAAGGCUGGGUUGGUGGCUCAAGUGAGGUCUUCAGGUGAAGCCAUUGCCAAUAUAGAUGACCUUGAGGUUAAACUUGGAGAUCUUGAGGCUGAGCUAGUUGAGAUAAAUGCAAAUGGUGAAAAGCUACAGCGCUCCUACAAUGAGCUAGCGGAGUACAAGCUUGUUCUGCAAAAAGCUGGUGAAUUCUUUUCCUCUGCCCUUAGCAGUGCCGAGGCUCGUCAAAGGGAAUACUCAUCAAAUCAGGGCGGGGAGGAAUCCUUGGAAAUUCCACUGUUAUCUGAGCAGGAAACAACAGAUUCAUCCAAGCAAGUUCGCCUAGGAUUUAUCACUGGACUUGUUCCCAGGGAAAAGUCUAUGGCAUUCGAGAGGAUUUUGUUCCGGGCUACUAGGGGUAAUGUGUAUCUGAAGCAGGUUGCUGUGGAUGAGCCAGUUGUUGACCCAGUAUCAGGGGAUAAGGUUGAAAAAAAUGUAUUCGCAGUUUUCUUUUCUGGGGAAAGGGCGAAAAACAAAAUCCUGAAAAUAUGUGAGGCAUUUGGAGCAAAUAGAUACUCUUUUAGUGAGGAUGUCAGCAAGCAGGCUCAAUUGAUCACUGAGGUCUCUGGGAGGCUAGCAGAGCUAAAGACUACAAUAGAUGCAGGACUUGUUCAUCGGGGAAACUUACUUCAAACUAUUGGAGAACAGUUCGAGCAGUGGAAUGUCUUGGUGAGGAAGGAAAAAGCCAUCUAUCACACCCUGAAUAUGCUCAGUAUGGAUGUCACCAAGAAAUGCCUGGUAGCAGAAGGAUGGAGUCCUAUUUUUGCAACAAAACAGAUCCAGGAUGCGUUACAUCAGGCAACACAUGAUUGCAAUUCUCAAGUCGAGGCUAUUUUUCAAGUCUUGCAUACACGUGAAAUGCCCCCAACCUAUUUCCGGACAAACAAAUUCACUACAGCUUUCCAAGAGAUAGUUGAUGCUUAUGGAGUGGCCAAGUAUCAGGAAGCAAAUCCUGGUGUAUUCACCAUUGUCACUUUCCCGUUUCUGUUUGCGGUCAUGUUUGGGGACUGGGGCCAUGGUAUAUGCCUUCUACUUGCUACAUUAUUUUUUAUCGUCAGAGAAAAAAAGCUCUCCAGUCAGAAACUUGGGGACAUCAUGGAAAUGGCAUUUGGUGGACGUUACGUAAUUGUGUUGAUGUCGAUAUUCUCAAUUUACACUGGAUUAAUCUAUAACGAGUUUUUCUCCGUGCCAUUUGAAUUAUUUGCUCCGUCGGCGUAUGUAUGUCGCGAUGCAACUUGCAGUGAGGCAUCCACUAUUGGCUUGAUCAAAGGACGAGACACUUAUCCAUUUGGAGUGGAUCCUGCUUGGCAUGGUUCACGCAGUGAGCUUCCAUUCCUGAACUCACUUAAAAUGAAAAUGUCCAUAUUGCUUGGAGUUGCCCAGAUGAACCUGGGAAUAAUAUUGAGCUAUUUUAAUGCCCUCUUCUUCAAGAAUAGCAUAAACACAUGGUUCCAAUUUGUUCCCCAGAUGAUAUUCUUGAAUAGCCUGUUUGGCUAUCUUUCUCUCCUUAUCAUUGUCAAGUGGUGUACUGGAUCCCAAGCUGAUUUAUAUCAUGUGAUGAUCUACAUGUUUCUGAGUCCUACGGAUGACCUCGGUGAAAACCAGCUUUUUCCUGGUCAGAAGACGUUGCAGAUGGUGCUAUUGCUAUUGGCUCUUGUGUCUGUCCCAUGGAUGCUGCUUCCAAAGCCUUUCCUUCUGAAGAUGCAACAUGAGAGGCACCAGGGAGAGGCCUAUGCACCCCUUCCAGGUGCAGAGGAGUCUUUGCAAUCAGGGGCAAACCAUAACGAUGGCCAUGGUCAUGGUCAUGGUCAUGAGGAGUUUGAGUUCAGUGAAGUUUUUGUACAUCAGCUUAUACACACUAUCGAAUUUGUUCUUGGAGCAGUGUCAAAUACAGCUUCCUAUCUUCGUUUGUGGGCACUCAGCCUUGCGCACUCUGAGUUAUCCGUUGUGUUCUAUGAGAAAGUUCUCCUUCUUGCAUGGGGAUAUAACAAUAUAGUCAUCCUUAUAAUCGGCAUUAUUAUCUUUAUUUGUGCCACUGUUGGCGUACUCUUGGUGAUGGAAACUUUGAGUGCCUUCUUGCACGCGCUGAGACUUCACUGGGUGGAGUUCCAAAACAAGUUUUACGAGGGUGACGGUUACAAGUUCUAUCCAUUCUCAUUCUUUGUGCUCGAUACGGAAGAGGAAUGAGAGUGCAUAAAAAGGAAUAAAGAUUUGGUGUUUGAAUUUGCGUGAAUGUUGAUGUUUGUUGGUUCUUUCACCUGGUGUCAUGCAUAGAGAGAGAGAUAGAAGUUGGUAAUACUUUCAGAUUGCCUCCCUACAUGACUUUCUGUCCCUCAUAUUUAUCGUUGAGAGGAAUAAGCAGGCUUAUUUUGUAGCCUGUAUUUACUUAUGAAGAAGAGUAUGGUGUAAUUUUAUCACUACUAAGUAUUAUUUAUUUUAUUUAUUCAGCUUAGCACGAGAAUCUCCAUGUGUAUUGCAGAAUGGAGUAUUAAUGUAUUCCUAUUGAUUGUAUCCUUUAA